AUGCUGUUAAAGUUAUUUGGAGUGCUACUGUCGACUGUCAGCUUGUUCGCCAUUGCCGUUGUGACAAACUCCACCUUCCUCAUCCCACUGACAAACGCAAAUGCAACCCAAAGCGAGACAUGGCAAACCCAUAACGCAAGUCUGGCCAUAGACAAUGAUGUAACGACGUGGUCGGUGGCCGCUUCACAGGCCACUCCAGGAGCCAUCGGUUGGUGGAAGGUGGACCUCGGCCAAACCUAUGACGUCAGUGAUGUGGCUAUAACAAGCAGUUUAGAUUUUUAUAACUCAAUGUAUCUUCAGGCCUUUGCAAUUAACGUGACAACAGAAGCAGGGUUAGAUACAUUGUGCUACUUAUACAAUAGUACCAUCAGCAUACCAGUUGGUUCUACUUUUUUAUUAACAUGCUCCCAAGGGCCAGUUACCGGCAGGUAUGUGGAGGUAUGGAGGCUGCCAGGUAGCACAUUUAGACAAGAUGGAUUGGCCAUCGCUGAAAUUAACAUAUACGCGAGUAACAUUAGAUCAGGUGGAGUCUCGAAUUAUGAAGCAGAGAAAUUGGUUUAUGGAGCCGAUCUUAGUUAUGAAGUGUCUCUGGCCAACCAUCCAGCAUACCAGAGCAGAACCUGGGGGUUGGAGGGCCCUGAAAAAGCCAUCGAUAAUAACGUUACGACAUUCUCCGUGGCUUGCAUCACGUGCAACGAAACGCUGACGUCAGAGCCAGGCUGGUGGAUGGUUGAUCUUCUGAAUGAGACUGCUGUGGCCGGAGUUGUCAUCCUCGCUAGCUCCGAUCCAUACAGUUUAGUUUCUAUAACCACUUGGCUUGAAUAA
Helobdella robusta is the source of this 825-nucleotide messenger RNA. RefSeq lists its product as hypothetical. Lineage: Eukaryota; Metazoa; Annelida; Clitellata; Rhynchobdellida; Glossiphoniidae. The coding region runs from base 1 to 825 and encodes 274 amino acids. The record is from RefSeq and is a predicted model, not a curated record. The transcript has 6 exons.